AUGAGUGAACGAAUUUUUUGUCCAUAUGAAGACUGCGGAAGGGGAUUUUUCAAUAAAGAAGAUUUAAGAAAGCAUUUAACUCGUCGUCAUCUCGAAAGAGAUUUCCAAGAAGCAGAGCCACCUACAGAAAUUAUUUCUGAAGCCAAAGAGGAAAAUGAUAUACAAGAAGCAGAUGACACUAUUAAUGAAAUAGAAAAAAUGAAAGAAAAGCUCUUCAAUACUCAGCCUCAAACAAAAAACGAUAUAAAAACACCAGACUAUAUUAAAGAAGAAAUUACCGCUGAAAUUGGGCUAAGAGAUGGAAAACUUGAAAAAAAUGAAUUUUUGACUGUUGACUAUUUAUUAGAAACCACAGGACAAGAUACCAUUGAUGAUAUAACAGAGCUGAUUCUGAGAGAUAAAAACCUGCAAAGUUUUGAAAGUAGCGAGUUUUUAGAUCUAAGCGAGAUGAUCAGCCUAGAAUAUUUAUGUCUAUCACACAACAAACUUAAAUCAAUUGUAGGAGUAUCAGAACUAUUAGGACUUCAAGAGAUCAAUGUUAACAACAACAUGAUUACUGAUCUUAGCCCUCUUGAGUCUCUUUCCCAACUUCGAAAGCUCUUUUGCUCAAAUAACCAAAUAAAAGUGAUAUUACCUUUGAAAGGGUUGAAACAACUGAGCACUUUGAGCAUUUAUAAUAAUAAGCUAUUUGACUUAGAUUCUUCCUUGAAAAUACUUCAAGAACUGCCCAAACUUAAAGAGCUAGAUAUAGAUAGAAAUCCUUGUAUUCUGCAAACACAGAAUAGCAGAUAUAGAGUAAUCAUAAAACUAAAGCUAGAACUUUUAGAUGGUGAAGCAAUUACAGACGUUGACAUUCAAAUUGCUCAUGAUUUAUAUGGUGAAUUAGAAACUUUUAUUCCUAAGAAUUUUGUUGGAAGACUAAGAACGAGUGCAAAAGUACAAGAAGCGAAUGAAAUGCAGCUGCUUUAUGCUGAAGUUGAAGAGCUUCGAAACGAACUAGAAGAAGUCAAAGAAGAGCGCGAUAAAUUGCUUCAAGAAAAAGUAGAGCUAAAAAAGGAAGACCCUGAGUUCCUAAAAGAAGAAAAUGAAAGAUUAAGGAGAGAGGUAGCUUCAAUGUAUGUCUUGCUGGAUGAGGUAAAUGACUUGCGAUAUAAGCUAAAAGAAGGAAUGGGAGCAGUCGCAAGACAGGUCUUUGAAGAAAAUGUAAGACUUAGGGCUAGAGUUGUGGAGCUUGAAAAUAAAAAAAAGAAAAAUAAUAAUGAAAUGAGAAGGCCAUAUACUGCUGCAACAUCAAGACCUAUGACUAGUGCUGGAAUAAUGAGCAGAAAUGAAGCAAUAAGCGACGAAGUUUUAGAAGCAAUGGUAGAAAGGAAUGCCAAAAUGCUGAAAGAUUUAGAAGUCAAGGUUAACACUUUCAAAACUGACUUAUCAAAAAAGAAAUAA
This is a messenger RNA of Blepharisma stoltei, 1443 nucleotides long. The record is from the annotation of a GenBank genome assembly. Lineage: Eukaryota; Ciliophora; Heterotrichea; Heterotrichida; Blepharismidae.